This is a messenger RNA of Papaver somniferum (opium poppy), 3582 nucleotides long. RefSeq lists its product as uncharacterized. Bases 230 to 1237 code for a protein of 335 amino acids. Gene Ontology annotation, molecular function: protein binding. The transcript is spliced from 2 exons. The record is from RefSeq and is a predicted model, not a curated record. NCBI's taxonomy places the organism in Eukaryota, Viridiplantae, Streptophyta, Magnoliopsida, Ranunculales, Papaveraceae.
CUUGUGUUUUUCUCGAAGGAAAGUUCAAAGCCAAAUCUCAAAUCAAUAAAAACCAGAAGAAAAAAAAAGAAAAAAAAAAAGAAAAGAGAGUAUGUCUUUUGCAGUUGAAUCCAUUAUAGAAGAAGAUGGAGGUUAUGAUAAGCAGAGGACAGAAGAAGAAGAAGGAAGUGGAGAAUUGGUAUAGAUUGAUGGUGGUGGUGGUUGUAAUAAUUUCCAAAUUCCACUUCCAAUGGAACUGAUUUUAGAGUUUCUAUCCAGACUUCCAAUCGAAUCUUUGAGGAGAUUGAGCUGCACCAGUAAGUAUUUAUACAACACCAUCAAUUUCAAUCCCCAUUUUAGCAGAUCUCACUUAAUUAAUUAUUCCCAAAAAUAUCCUUUUCUGGUGCUCUAUGUUAAUUCUGUUACGACGGAGAAUUCACCCAUGCUGUACAUGAACUUAUUUAAUGAUAGGAAUGUUGUUUACGAUCGUAAUGACAACCGCGACGUUAAUGUUCGUUUAACACUUCCAUACGCUCGUAAAGGGAAUUUUUUCGGAUAUUGCAAUGGUUUAAGUUGCUUCACAAAGGUGUAUAAGAAAACCGCUUUUGUUAUUGAUGUUUGGAAUUUUACUACAAAUGAAUUAUUACGCAUCAUCCCUCCAGUUAUCGUCGACAAAGAAGAUACUAGUCCAACCAGAGGGUUCGGGUAUACCCUCCUGUCUCGUGGAUUUGGUUUCGAUUCCCUUAACAAUGAGUAUAAAUUGGUACUCAUUGUAUACAUGCUCAAAACUGAGCGUCACCAGGGUUUUGUAUAUACAUCUGGAACCAAAUCCUCUUGGAAAGCAAUCAAUCUUCCAGAACAGAAACUUAAUUCAAUUCAAGGUACAUUCACUGCCUAUGGAGGAGGAGGAGCUUUGUUUUGGAAGACUUCGGAUCGUCGGACGAUUCUCUUGUUCGACCUCCAUCAAGACAAGUUUCAAUACAUCCAAAUCCCACUUGAAAGGGGUGAAUACCCCACCAGUAAGGACCACAUUUAUCUGUUCGAGAUUGAAGGAUUUUUAGGUGUUGCCAUUCUAAUUGGAAGUAGUUCUACUACUACUUUGGAGAAGGCUCACUUGAAAAUAUACAAAGACAACCAAGUUUGGGUAAAGGAGACAUUUGAUAUCUCACCAUACUUAAUUCCUUUUAGUGGCAAUUUUCGUUUUAUUAGCUUCUCUGACCAGAUUUUACUGCACUGGAUGGAUCCCAAUUGUUUUUGAUUCUUCAAUCUGCACAGUAAAUGCUUCAAGGUGGUUCGGGAACUCGCUUCAUCCAUCUGCGAGAACAGAUUACCCCAGCGUGCUACACGCGAAGACUAUUGGCUGAACUGUGACGUCCAAAACAUCUCUUCUCUGAGAACCUUGUUGCCGGAACGAGCUCAAAAGUCUGAUUUUGAAUCUGUAUGUUCGAUGAUGGUGAAAUGCAUUGAGGAUGUGUUUCGUGUGCAGGAACCAAAAACAGUUGGAGUAUUGGCAUCAUUUUUCCCAUCAAAAAUCAACCAACAGUACUUCUUUAAUGAUAAUUAGGUUUAUCUAGUGGUUUGUGGUAUUUAAUUUUGUUUAACAACAACAAAGCUUUGUUUUAUCUACUGGACAUAUUCAGUUUCUGUUGAUAGAAAUAUUAAAAGAGAAAAUUCCAAUUGAUCUCUAACUUUUGGCUUCGUCAUACUUGGCUCUAUAUUUAGGCGCCACAUUUCUUUUAUUUUAAGGCUCGGUUGGUUCUAUCAGUGUUCUGUACUUUGUCAUUGAUUUGACAGAUUGGAAGACCUACAAUAUUGUUCACUGCAAUUCCUCAUUUCCGUUCUUCUGGUGUCCGACACACUCUACAGGUACAUUUCCCUUCUUGAAUCUUGAUGCCAAAACUAUUCAGGUUACUCAUGUCAGGAGAAUAUAUGAUUCACUCAUUAUUAUUUCGGUAUUCACUCUCUGCAGUAGAAAUCACUUUGGAAAUGUAUUUUGGAUGAGUUGCGCAUUAAUACAAGUGAUUGUACCUAUGCGUUCUGUUUUGGACCCCAAUCAUUAUGCAAAUUCGAAGUUAAAAGUUAAAACAGCUUAAUGUAGACUUAUACUUAUUCCCUACUCAAAAAUUCAACCAUGGAUUUCUUUUAGCCCUGUGCCAUUGCAUUGUUCUUGGCUUCGUAAACCAAUGCCGGUUUGCUGCCAUCUUACUUAAUUCUCUAGAAUCACUUUUUUUCUUUUUGUUUAGUCGGGGGGAUCUUUGCUGUCAAUUCCCAGAAGUUUAGCCGUAGAUGAGUAAGCGUCUCAACCACUUUACUUGUCUGUGUACUUGUAUUGGUGGUAAUAUCAAUCCUGCUGUUACUCUUUGAGUACUAUUAGCAAGUAAAUUGUAUCUAAGUUGGUUUUUUUCUACCUGACAUUGUGUUGCUGUUUUCUGUGGUGCUGGAGGUGUUUAAGGGUUUCCAACCACAAAAUUACCAAAUGAACAAUGGUUAGCUCCUGGGUACGUACACCAAGGGAGAUGGUAUUGUUGCUGAAUUUAUUAGGACUUUUGUUCAAUACUGAAAUGUGAAGUCAGACACUUCUCACUGGCAAGUGAAGGUCAACUUGCAAAACCAAGAAUUGAAAUGUUGAUGGAGUCGGAACCUUCAUUGGUGGUUUAUCAAUGACAGUGAUUUUAUUUUCUUUCCUCUUUUUAGCCGUAAAUUAAUAAAUAGCUGCUCUAAUAUGUUGUUGAGUUACAGGGUCUAGUGUCCUGUUAUAAUGUAUACCCAAAUAAAUUUUAGGUGAAUUAGUAUUAUCAUUGUUAAUUUUUCUGGUGAGCCAUGUUUAAGUAAACCACGACUUGAAUUGUUUUUCUUAUGUUGAAUUGCAGGCGCUACAAUGGCAAGGCUUGCAAAAAGAACUAUCAUCUCAAAUGUCUUGAUCCGACCCUGAAGGGUUUGCCCCCUGGUGAUUAGCAUUUCGUCUGCUGUGUUAAAGAAGAAGAUAGAUUCAGGUGUGAAAUCUUUGCUGGAGCUGUAGAGUCCAAUUUAGAUGCGGAAGAAGUGGACUUGGAAGAUUCUGGAGUUGUUGAUACAGCAAAAAAAAAAAUUGUGGUAUUGAGGAACUGAAGGAGCGGCUUGUAUGUGUCCCGGCAUCAGUUUGUCGGAUACUGGGUAUUCGGCAGGCUUUCUAAUGUGCAGCCUGAGCAGUAUCGUGGUAUCCUACCUUCUGAUUCGGCAUUACUUUGUGUUCAUGUUCAAAAAAUGGAAGUAUGGAGGCUCUCCAUUGAUGUUCUUAUUUCUACUAGGAAGGUAACAUCAGGCUUACAUGUGUGGGAUAUGCUUUUGCUGUGCUGCGAGUCUGCGACCAUCUGUAUUUCGGGGAUCCUUCUUUGCAGAAAAUGCUGACGAAAAUGCUACGACCAUCUGUGUUUUCGGGAUGAGCCUUCGAUGUCCCGCAAAGUUGCAAGUGAUGUGGCAACCACACAUCCAAGCUAUGACAAGUGCCUUUUAUGUUUCAUUUUUUCUGUAAUCGCGAGUUUCUCUUCAGGUUAAUAUGAUGGUCCAUAAUACUCACCGUCGGGAAUGAAAUAAUAUGUUCGUCGUGUUUCAUUUAUUCUCUAA